Molecule: messenger RNA, 1009 nt
Organism: Otolemur garnettii (small-eared galago)
Lineage: Eukaryota; Metazoa; Chordata; Mammalia; Primates; Galagidae
Gene: YKT6
Product: YKT6 v-SNARE homolog
Exons: 7
Coding region: 145-741 (198 amino acids)
Biological process (GO): endoplasmic reticulum to Golgi vesicle-mediated transport
Cellular component (GO): Golgi apparatus
Molecular function (GO): SNAP receptor activity
Source: RefSeq, a predicted model, not a curated record
GGAACCGGAAGUGGAUCUGGAGCCUGGAGGAGGAAGUCGCCGGCCGCCCCGUCAGCAGCUGCGGUUGCCAGUAGGCGCCGGGGGUGCCAGUAGGCGGCGGUGGUCCCGAAGGGCGGCGGCCGCGCUGCCCGAGGGCUCGGCACCAUGAAGCUGUACAGCCUCAGUGUACUCUACAAAGGCGAGCCCAAAGCCGUGCUGCUCAAAGCCGCGUACGACGUGUCUUCCUUCAGCUUCUUCCAGAGGUCCAGUGUUCAGGAAUUUAUGACCUUCACAAGUCAACUGAUUGUGGAGCGCUCCGCGAAAGGCACCAGAUCAUCUGUCAAAGAACAAGAAUAUCUGUGCCAUGUCUAUGUUCGGAAUGACAGUCUUGCAGGUGUGGCCAUUGCUGACAAUGAAUACCCAUCCCGGGUAGCCUUUACCUUGCUGGAGAAGGUACUAGAUGAAUUCUCCAACCAGGUGGACAAGAUAGACUGGCCAGUAGGAUCCCCUGCCACAAUCAAUUAUACAUCCCUGGAUAGUCACCUUAGUAGAUACCAGAACCCCCGAGAAGCUGACCCCAUGAGCAAAGUGCAGGCUGAACUAGAUGAGACCAAAAUCAUUCUGCACAACACCAUGGAGUCUUUGUUAGAGCGAGGUGAGAAGCUAGAUGACUUGGUGUCCAAAUCUGAGGUGCUGGGGACGCAGUCUAAAGCCUUCUAUAAAACUGCCCGGAAGCAAAACUCCUGCUGUGCAAUCAUGUGAUGCAGCCCACAGAGGCCCAGUGCUGGAACGUCACCAUCAUUCACAUCAGAACUGCAGCCCCCAGAAAAGAAGAGACUGCCAUAGAAGAGGACCUGAGUUGGGGCACACUGGCCACUUUUUAUUUUGGAGUUUCUGGGAAGAACUGAGGGAUGGUGAAAGGGUGGGGACCAUUCAAAUUCAUGUCUGGUAGUGACUUCUGGGAAAGAACUUGAGGACCCCACAGGUAUAUUUUUGGGCAAAUGAAACCAUAAACUCUGAGUGGCUCCUG